AUGCCAUCCGAGCCUAUAUAUCCUGAAGCCAAAACAUACAGAUCAUCGAUUUCCAGCACCCAGAAACGGCACUUCACCCAAACAGACGACAGCUGUUCCGUGGGAACUAUGUCAAACUCUGACUCCAAAUCCCAUCUCACAGUCUUUUCGAACCCUCCUCCUUUGGGCUCCAUAAUGGGUUCCCUGUCACCAACAACACCCUCACCGUCCCGACCUCCGAGCCCUGUACUAGCGGCCCGAGCCUCACAUGCAGUGGAAUUGGAUCUUGCUGGCAUUGGGGGACCGUUGCCGGUUCGAUUCAAAAGACAGCAAAGUCUUGAUUUUCAUCAAUCGGAAGACCGAAGCAAAACUCCUCAACAAGAUACCAGCCUAGGCGAGUGUAAAUGCCCAUCUCGUGACCCAGCGGUCGCCAACGAUCUUUCAGACUCGGACCCAGAAGAAGAAGAUGUCGACAUCGAUCUCGAGAACACUGCAAGCAUCGCAUUGUCUCUAUGCUUUGGGGUUACUCUUGACCGCCUUCUCCGGCCGAUCCGCGUCCUCGAUGCUUUCUCUGGGUUUAAAGAUCGGUGUGCUGAGAUUCUUCAGGAGGAUGAGAAUUUCAGAUUAAUAGAUUGGGAUGACGACGGUUUUUCGUGCUUCGAUGUGGAGGAAACUCCACCUGCACACGAUGCUCACCCUCCCGAAAAGACCUCGAACGGGGCUCAACGAUCAACUCCGCCGACAAAGAAACGCUCACGAGGACCAGAGGACGAAGCUGAUGAGUUGGACAGUUCGAAUCUGGAUCCGAAUCAAUGCCAAGUUUCCUACAAGCGAGGACCUUACAGGAAGAGACGCGAUGCCAGUGAUCUGAGUUGCCCUUUCAGAAAACGCAACCCCAGGAGAUUCAACGUGCGAGAUCAUUUGGCAUGUGCAAAUGUAUCCUUCAAGGACAUGUCAAAGUUGAACUCUCAUAAGUCCUUUGGAUGCUGUAACUCAGAACUAACUUCAGGGCCUAUCUCAAGGAUUCAUUUACGCACACAUCAUAUCAGACCUUUCUGCCGUUGGUGUAUGCAACCAACUGGCGAUGGCCCCUCUCAUUCCCCCCAAGAGUGUAUCCGCUAUAGCCAGACGGGCGCCGCUCUCGAAACUCGACCGCGAGACCCCGAAGAUGGCCUCAAUACACAAACAGGAAUCAUCCUCAUGAGCAGGGCACGCGGAUCAAGGAUCGAAGACUGGGCUUCCAUGUGGCGAUUACUGUUUCCAGGAGAUGAGAACGUGCCAUCUCCAGAAUUCGAGCCAGUGAUUGAGCACCACGAUAUCGCUGAUGAUGGGUAUAACUUCUGUGUUCACGAUGUCACAGAUGCGGUCAUCAGCACUAUCAGUGAUCAAUUUGGGCUUGUACACCAACGACACUUCAGCUUGUCUACUCGCCAGACAAUCAAAACGGCUAUCCAUACCAAGUUGCAACCCCUCUUCAAAGGUUCACCGUACGCUGUCUUGAAGCAAGUGGAAGUUUCUGAAGAUCCCUCGACGCUCACAGACCUAAAUCAAACGAUUCACGGUAUUCUUAAUGCUUCAACAGCUCUUGAUGACAGCGAUACGUCGGGAGAUAGCGAUAUGUCGCCAGAUAAAAUCACUCCGCCUGGAUCCACAUCUCCAGACCAGCCCUCGGGAUCAGGAGAUACUUUGGCUGCAAAUUCGGCUCCAGUGACUCAUGUAACAGAGCACACGGGUUGGCAACCUGGUUCUUCACAGUUUCAGGUGGAACAUCUUCCACGACCCAACUCUGCUUUUAGCGGAUUGCCAACUGCUUUCUUUGGCAAUGAAAACUUCCCCAGUCUCGCCAGACUUCCUCAGCAGUCACAGUUCCCCAACUUUGCCGGCCAUCCUGAAGUCCUGGGCGAUUGGCCAUCUCAAUUUCCGGGUACAUUUACAACUACACCUGCGGACGACGAGGAUUUAUCUUUCAUGUCUGUGUCCUGGAUAGGCCAGCCAACUGGUUACGAUCCGUGGUUUUGCUCUGCCCCGAAUAAUGAACAUGAGUACUCCUUUGGUGGCCCUAGUCAACCUCCCCGACAAUAGGCCUGUAAAGCGGUACUUGUUGAAGGCUUGACUUGAUCGCGGUCAUAUUCCGGCCUGCCUUGUGGAUCAGAACAAGCUUAGAGCCAAAAACCAGUCGGUAGGUUAUUUGUGUUGAUUGAGCGAGUGCCAGAAGAACGACGGAAGAUGAGAAUGUACUUCAAUUACAGCAUUUCCAAGGC
This is a messenger RNA of Colletotrichum destructivum, 2240 nucleotides long. RefSeq lists its product as uncharacterized. The record is from RefSeq and is a predicted model, not a curated record. The coding region runs from base 1 to 2061 and encodes 686 amino acids. The transcript is spliced from 5 exons. Lineage: Eukaryota; Fungi; Ascomycota; Sordariomycetes; Glomerellales; Glomerellaceae.